GGCCACCUGAGUGGCACUGGCUGCUCUGAGCUACUUUCUUCUGAAGUUGACAGGCUGUACUCAUCUAUCCUGUAUUGCACUUGGCUGUGAGCCACAGUGAGGUUUUGUGUGCACCUCCUGUGAAUGAAUGUUUCUGUUUCUUUUAAGUUUGGAGUAUUUGAAAUAGCCUACAUGGUUGAUGGUUUUAUUGCGUGAAAUCAAGGAUUGUCUGGUGAAUGGUAAGAGGAUAUGUUCUUUGAGAGUGAAGCCUGUUGCGAAGUGGGUAGGACAGAGGGAGUCUUACCCCACUGGUGUUUGGGAACAGCUUCUAGAAUGUUCUCAAAACUGCGCCCAGGGUUUGUCUUCAGAAAAGCUGUUUGGAGCAGUGCAGGUGGCCACUGGUCCUCCAUGUGUAGUAGCAGGUUAGGUGUACGCAGGAGGUGCAAAUGACGGGAAAAGAGCUGGCAUUCCAUUAUAGGCAUACCAACCUGGUAGGCUGCUCUGCCUUGUCAGAUUCUUGCAAAGCUGGUCCUGGAGCUUCACUUAAAGCAGGUUAUGGAGCCAUCGGGUCCUAGAGCUGCUGCUCCCUGCUCAGGGCAUGGAGCACAGCACCAACAAAUGUUUCUCAUGAUUUUAAGAGACCAUGUGGUAAAUGCGCAGCUAAGCAGAGGCUUGUGGGUUUUUUUUUUCUUCUUCCUCACAAAGCAUGUAUUGUUUAGAAAUUACAGUGAGCCUGUACAGCACAUAAAAUGCAUGUGGACACCUUGUUGUACCUGUGCAAUCAUUAAUGAUGUGUUUUACCAUUCAGUGAUUUUCCUUUGUCUCGCUUAACAGACUUGCAUGACACUUGUAUAGAAAAAUACACAUCUUUUCCUUAAGAAACAGGCAAGGAUAUCACUUAAUGUCUUUUACAUUUUGACUUUAAAUUGCAUUUACUGUCAGAUGAGUUCUUGUCUUAUAAACUUGUCAAACCUCUCCUUGAACGUCAUUUUGUAGUUAAUUUCUUUGUGAAAAUACAGAGAAAGCAUACUGGGCUUCUGAAACUGAUGGUAAUGUUUGCAGAUAUUACUCUAAAGGAUGAACUGUUUCCUCCAGCUUAAAAUAUUAAGCCAGCAUUGCUUCAGCUUGCUUUGCAAGGCUUAACUGUGUCUGCAGUUAUGUAAGUUUCAGUUAUGUGAUAUUUCAUGGGCAUCUAUUUAAACAUACAACUAUUAUUUUUAGUUGAAAUAUAGACUAUAUAAAGACUUAAAAGAUGUGGGAUCAAGGUGGACAACCUUGGCAGCAAUGGCCUUUGAACCAACAGCAGUGGAUGCAGUCAUUUCAGCACCAGCAAGAUCCAAGCCAGAUUGACUGGGCUGCAUUAGCUCAAGCAUGGAUUGCUCAGCGAGAAGCCUCAGGGCAACAGAGUGUAGUGGAACAACAAGGAAUGAUGCCGAACGGACAGGAUAUUUCAGGAAUAGAGUCUGGUCCAAACAACCAUAAUAAUUUUCAGGGGGAUCCCAACUUCAACAGAAUGUGGCAGCCAGAAUGGGGAAUGCCUCACCAGCCCCCUCACCCACCUCCAGAUCAGCAGUGGAUGACUCCAACCCCAGGUCAGAUGGAAAUUGUUCCUCCGUCCGAAGACAGCAACAGUCAGGACAGUGGGGAAUUUGCUUCCGACAACAGGCAUAUGUUUAACCAGAACAAUCACAACUUUGGGGGACCUCCCGAUAACUUUGCAAUGGGGCCAGUGAACCAGUUUGACUAUCAGCAUGGGGCUGCUUUUGGUCCACCUCAAGGUGGCUUUCACCCACCUUAUUGGCAGCCAGGACCGCCAGGACCACCAGGUCCACCAGCACCUUCUGCACCUCCUCAAAAUCGAAGGGAAAGACCCUCAUUCAGAGACCGACAGCGUUCACCUAUCACGAUGCCUGUGAAGCAGGAGCCUCCACAGAUUGAUGCUGUGAAGCGUAGAACUCUGCCUGCCUGGAUUCGUGAGGGCCUGGAAAAGAUGGAACGAGAAAAACAGAAAAAGUUGGAAAAAGAGAGGAUGGAGCAGCAACGUUCACAGUUGUCUAAAAAAGAAAAAAAGGAAAGUGAGGAGGCUGGAGAAGGGGAUGGCCCACGGUUACCUCAGAAAAGUAAAUUUGACAGUGAUGAGGAAGAUGAAGAUGCUGAAAACACAGAAGCUGUAAGCGUUGGGAAAACCAGCAGGAGUCCAUCCCCGGCUCCUCAAGAGGAGCAAAGCGAACCAGAAAUGACAGAGGAGGAAAAGGAGUAUCAAAUGAUGAUGCUGACAAAAAUGCUGCUGACAGAGAUUCUCCUAGAUGUCACAAAUGAAGAAAUUUAUUAUGUGGCCAAAGAUGUUCACCGUAAAGCAACUAAAGCUCCUGCAAAACAGCUGGCACAGUCCAGUGCACUGGCUUCCCUCACUGGACUCGGUGGACUGGGUGGUUAUGGAUCAGGAGACAGUGAAGAUGAGAGGAGUGACAGAGGCUCUGAAUCAUCUGAUACUGAUGAUGAGGAAUUACGACACAGAAUCAGGCAAAAACAGGAAGCAUUUUGGAGAAAAGAGAGAGAACAGCAACUACUACUAGAAAAACAGCUAGAAGAAGAAAAGCUACAAAGUGAAAAAGUUUCAAAAGAGAUGAAUGAAUUUAUCAACAAAGAACAAAAUAGUAACUCGGCAUCACAGGAGGCAAAAGAAAUUGAAGCAGAUAUGGUUCAUGAAAAGAAAAGAUCUCCAAAUGCAAUUGCUCCUGAUACAGAGCUUAAAAAAGAGGGUAAAGAGAGGACAGGAAGGAGUGGGUCAGGAAGCUCUAGCAGUGGUAGCAGUAGCAGCAAUAGCAGAAGCAGUAGCAGCAGCAGCACUGUAUCUAGUUCAUCCUAUAGCACUAGCUCAGGUAGUAGUCGCAGCUCUUCACGUUCUUCCUCUCCUAAAAGGAAGAAGAGGCACAGUCGCAGUAGGACACCUUCACAUAAAGUUAGGCGCAGCAGAAGCAGGAGUUACACCCACAGAAACAGGAGAGAGAGAAGUAGGAGCAGGGAGAAAAUAAGGGAAAGGAGAAGAUCUAGUAGAAAUCACAGUGCUGAAAGAGGAGAGAGGCGAAGAAAUCGGAGUCCUUCAAGAGAGAGAAGCUGGGAUAGACGUAGUAGCCGUUCCAGAGAUAGGCGAGCUAACCGUGCAAGCCGCAGCAGAAGCAGGGAUAGGCGUAAAGCUGAAGACCAGCGUAGAAGCCCUCCUGGAAAUAGGCACAAACAUAAAAGUGAGGGUAAAGACCAAGAAAGGAAGAAGGAGCAGGGUGGAGCUGUAGAUAAGGACAGAAAAAAGAACAGAGAAAGGGAGAAAGAUCAAGAAAAAAGGAAAGACAGGUCCAAAAAAGAGGAAAAAGAAAGUAAGGCUGGUAGUCAUGACGACAGUAGAUUAAAGAGAAAAAGGGACAGCGAAAGAACUUUCACUCGCGGUGAGUCCAUAUGUGUGAAAAUAAUAAGACAGGAUUCCAGGCAAGAAUGCAAAAGAAUUACUACCAAAGAUAGCAAAAAACGGUCAGGCUCCGAAUCUAGUGCGAGGAGUAGUUCUGAAUCGCCAGGAAGCAGCAAAGAAAAGAAAGCUAAGAAAUCGAAGCAUAUUCGGUCAUGCUCCAUGGAGAAAUCUCAAAGGUCUGGUAAGAAGGCAAGCCGCAAACACAAGUCUAAGUCACGAUCAAGAUCAAUGACUCCUCUUCGUCGUAAACGCUGAGGAAUUUAUGGCACCAGUGCUAUGAUGUUUAAAAAUUCCAUGAGUUAUAAAGGCUUGUCUCAUUAUAGAGGCACAUUGUGGCUAUGUAGGUGAAACCAGAAUCCUUUUUUUAUCUGUAAAUAAGUGUAUUUUUUUCCAAAUGCUGCUCAGAAUUAAAUACCUAAUAGGAUUUCUUUGCAUUACCUUUUUUUUUUUUUUUCUCCCCAAGAACGGUAGUGCUUAUUAAGAAUAUAAACCAGGCCAUUCUCUUUCAGCUGUAAUGUUCUUAAAAUUACUAUUGAAUGUACUGUGAUGUCAAUAAAGCUCUUUAGUUCAUUUUUUUUGUUUAAAAUUCUUGCACCUGAAUUUUGUGUUAAAUUGUAGAAGGUACUUUUUUUUUUUUAAGGAAAAAAAUAAGCGAAGAAAAAGGCAGCUUUUUUGGUAUAACAGUUUUUAAAGUACUUGAAAAAGAUUUUAACGUAAACCACUUGUCAGAAUAUGUAAUCCAUGGACAUGAUGAAAUUAAUCUAUUGGGGGGUGGAAGAACAAAGCAAAGACAUCUUAUUUUUUCUUCAGAUCUGUGUAAUAGAUUUUUAAUAACCUUUUUAUUUGAACUAGCAAGUAAUAUAUGCUGUGUGUGUAAAAUAUGGGUCACUGUAAUACAAGCUAUACUGAAAGAGACUGAACCCCACUAGGAAUAUGUGCAACUAACUGAUCUUGUGUGACAUUGUUAAGCUCUGGAACUAUAUUCCUCACCCAGUUUUCAGAGAGGACUUUCUGGAUGUCCAGGGAUAUUACAGGAACAAGACUCUAUUUUAGACGUUUUUACGGAAUAUAUUUAUAAAUGGCACUCAGUACACAGUAGAAAAUUGAGAGUAGGUUAACUUUACAUUUUGGCACAUGCAUUAAAUGUGUAGUAAACAUUAAAGCUGCUUUUUUUUGUUAGUGUUACGAACGAGAACUUUGAUUCCUGUAAAUCACAGUGAUGAGACAGCAACGUAACUAAAUUUUUCAUUUUAACGUCACCAUAAAGUGAAAAAGGUCACUGAUUAUACCUCCUUCUUCAGGAAAUUAACUGCUGCUGUUAGUAACAGGAGUGUGAAAUAAUACUAAUUAACAAAAAAAGCCACACUACGUAACUCUAGGCCAGUGACUGUUAACAAGGAGCAUUAAUGCAGGAAAAGAUUGGGGAUCUGUGCCUAGAAGGUCUGGUUAUGAUACCAACUGUGAAAAAGACAACAGGCUUAACAUCAAAGUAAGAGCUCUUUGAUGGCUGUAUCUUCUGAGAAAAACAAACUAGUAGUAUGGGCAACUUGCAGAGCAUGUCUUCAUGAACAGUUUAAUCCAUUUAACUAAAAAUAGAACUCAGUUAUGCAGCAUUUUUGCCAGUGUAAUUUUUUCAUAAGUUAGAAGUAAACUGCUUCAGUGCAAAGAAUCACAUUUUAAAUACAUGUUUAUUAAGCAAGCUAAUGGCUGGCGAAUACAUGAUGCAUGUUUAUCAAAACACUGUUACAGAUAAAUAAUAAGUUAAUUGGUUAUAAAUAGCAUACCUCCCCCACCCAAUUAAGUCCUUUUACAUAGCAUAUGUGCUCAUACCUGUUAGCAAAAUAAGGCACAAUUUGCAGCACAGGACUUUUAAUUGCAUUGGUGUGGAUAUAAAUAAUGAUACAUUAAUCCAUUCGCAGUACAUGAUUUGCUCUUGGUAAAAGGGAGAGUUUUAUGAGAACUAGGUAGCGUAACAGAUGGCUCGGAAGGAUGUCUCUUCAGGGCAGGAAUUAAGUUUAAGAAAAGCUAUUGAGGAAUACAGUUUCCAUGAUGCAUUGAAUUUGAUUUUCAGUUCAGAUUUUAUAUUCUCUGUCUAAUAAUAAAAAAGAUUGUGUAUGGAAAGCUUUAUAUACUCUGACAACAACUGGAAUUCUGUCACUUCCUGUAAAUAUGAGAAUUAUUUUUUGACACAAAUGCACUUAUAUGGGUAGUGAGUGUAUGCCAAUAAAAAGAGCAUACGAUCUCUGUA
Molecule: messenger RNA, 5690 nt
Organism: Pezoporus flaviventris
Lineage: Eukaryota; Metazoa; Chordata; Aves; Psittaciformes; Psittacidae
Gene: PNISR
Product: PNN interacting serine and arginine rich protein
Exons: 11
Coding region: 1232-3697 (821 amino acids)
Cellular component (GO): presynaptic active zone; nuclear speck
Molecular function (GO): RNA binding
Source: RefSeq, a predicted model, not a curated record